Molecule: messenger RNA, 576 nt
Organism: Dissoconium aciculare CBS 342.82
Lineage: Eukaryota; Fungi; Ascomycota; Dothideomycetes; Mycosphaerellales; Dissoconiaceae
Exons: 1
Biological process (GO): regulation of cyclin-dependent protein serine/threonine kinase activity
Cellular component (GO): nucleus; cyclin-dependent protein kinase holoenzyme complex
Molecular function (GO): protein kinase binding; cyclin-dependent protein serine/threonine kinase regulator activity
Source: RefSeq, a predicted model, not a curated record
AUGGCUGCUUCUAUUCCCACCGCUGCUCAGAAUGCGGCCGCUCUCGACCACUUCAUCUACCUGCCCGUCUCACAGGACAUGAUUGCAUACCUUGCCCACAAGGCAUCUCAAGUCAUCCGCUGCGAGGGUCAAUCAGCUGCCAGCAAGCGACUUCCUCCUACGCCCCCGACAACACCGCCACAGCACUCAUCCGAAGCGCAGAUCCCCACACUGGAACAAUUCAUCACCAACCUGGUCGAUCGUUCUCACGUGCAGGUCCCGACGCUGAUGACUUCGCUGGUAUUCCUUGGCCGACUUCAACAGCGACUGCCUCCAGUUGCCAAGGGUAUGAAGUGCACUGGUCACCGCAUCUUCCUGGCUUCCCUGAUCCUGGCUGCCAAGAACUUGAACGACUCUUCACCCAAGAACAAGCACUGGGCUCGUUACACGACCGUCGCCGGCUUCGACAACUUCGGCUUCAGCUUGACUGAGGUGAACCUCAUGGAAAAGCAACUUCUCGGCCUGCUUGAAUGGGACCUAAGGGUAACUGAGGAGGAUCUCUACCACCACUUCGAGCCUUUCCUUGCCCCCAUCCGC